Colletotrichum spaethianum is the source of this 279-nucleotide messenger RNA. RefSeq lists its product as uncharacterized. The coding region runs from base 1 to 279 and encodes 92 amino acids. The record is from RefSeq and is a predicted model, not a curated record. The transcript has a single exon. Lineage: Eukaryota; Fungi; Ascomycota; Sordariomycetes; Glomerellales; Glomerellaceae.
AUGACCCCGACGAAGCGUACUGAUUCAGCAACGAGGGUGGCGGUUCUUGCUCUACGCAGCCGCGCGGGCGGGAGGACCACCAGGGAAGUCGCGGAAUCCCUUUCGAUCCCUGUCCGCACCGUCGAUGAGAUCCUUCGCCGCGCCAAAGACAGGGGCUUCGACCCUACGAAUCCUUUGCUUACUAUUCUCCCCGAAUAUUACGAAGAUGCCCCUCGUAGCGGUCGGCCAAAGAAACGAACGGAGCCGACCGCUGAGGAUGUCGUUAGCAAGGUUUGCUGA